Molecule: messenger RNA, 1728 nt
Organism: Ochotona curzoniae (black-lipped pika)
Lineage: Eukaryota; Metazoa; Chordata; Mammalia; Lagomorpha; Ochotonidae
Gene: CPN2
Product: carboxypeptidase N subunit 2
Exons: 2
Coding region: 1-1728 (575 amino acids)
Molecular function (GO): protein binding
Source: RefSeq, a predicted model, not a curated record
AUGACACCAGCAUCCCGUGUGAAGCCUGGUGUUAUUUGCCUCGGGGGCAAUAAGGUGCUGAUGCAGUUGGGCGUGGCAGGUGCAAGCACGACAAUACUCCUGGGAGCCUGUCUACAUUGGGCCUUGCUCCUCCUACUCCUUGCCAGGCCUGCCCAGCCCUGCCCUGUGGGCUGUGACUGUUUCAGCCAUGAGAUGUUCUGCUCAGACACAAAACUGGCUGCCAUUCCGCCAGACAUCCCACCGUAUGUCACUAAUAUUGUCUUUGUGGAGUCAGCAUUCACUACGCUGGGCACCAGGACCUUCAGUGCCAGCCCCAGCCUGACCAAGGUGGUCUUCCUCAACACACAGCUGCAUCACUUGGAGCCGGAGACCUUCGGGGGGCUGUCCAAGUUGGAAGACCUGGAGAUCACCGGCAGUGCCUUCUCCAGCCUCAGUGCCCGCAUGUUCUCCCACCUGGGCUCACUGGGCAAGUUCACCUUCAGCUUCAACAAGCUGAAGGCCCUGCCUGAUGACCUCUUCUGCCACAUGAGUGCCCUGGAGGUCUUGCAACUAGAGGGCAACCAGCUGCAGACCCUACCCGAGAGGCUCUUCCAGCCACUGAGACACUUGAAGAGUCUCAACCUGGGCCAGAACCUGCUGAUGCGGCUCCCCAAGGGGCUGUUCCAUCCGCUGGUCAGCCUGAGAAGCCUGAGGCUGAGCAACAAUGCCCUCUCGCAUCUGCCACCAGCUUUGUUUGAUGGCCUGGACAACCUGCAGGAGCUCUUCCUGGACGGCAAUGCCAUCUCUGAGCUGGCCCCGGCCAUGUUCUCACGGCUCUUCAGACUGGAGACACUGUUGUUGCAGCACAACGCUCUCAGGCACCUGCCACCAGCCCUCUUCUCCGCCCAGGUCAACCUGACCUUCCUGGACCUGCAAUACAAUACCCUGCGGACGCUGCCCCCUGGCCUCUUUGCCCACACCCCACACCUGGACAGCCUGUUCCUGUCCCACAACCAACUGGAUGCUCUUGCGGAAGACACCUUUGCUAACCUGUCGAGCCUCACUUUCCUCAAGCUGUCCCACAACGUCAUCACCCACCUUCCCGCUAGCAUCUUCAGGGAUUUGCAGAAGCUGGGCAAGCUCUAUCUGGACAGCAAUAACUUAACAACCUUGCACCCGGCCCUCUUCCAGAACCUGUCUAAUAUGGAGCUGCUCAGCCUCUCCAAGAACCAACUGACCACCCUUCCAAAGGGCAUCUUCGACACCAGCUACAACCUUUUCCAUUUGGCCCUGGAUGGUAACCCAUGGCAGUGCGACUGCCACCUGGCUUACCUCUUCCAGUGGCUGCGUCAGUACAGCUACCAGUUCUUCAACAUCCACACUUACUGUGCAGGCCCUGCCUAUCUCCGAGGCCAGAUAGUGCCUACCCUGAAAGAGGAGCAGCUGGUGUGCCCCGUCCUCUGGGACCGCUGGAGGUUCCUGGCUCCAGGGCAGGAUGACAGAGAUCCAAGGGGUGGCUGGGAUCUGACUAUGGAGGGAAAGGAUGUGCAGAGCAGGUGCACUUACAGCAACCCCGAGGGCACCGUAGUGCUAGCCUGUGACAAGGACCACUGCCGCUGGCUGCAGGUGCAGCUGUCCCCCAGGCAGGGCUCCCCAGGGCUGGCAUACAAUGCCAGUCAGGAGUGGGACUUGAGGUCAAGCUGUGGUUCUGUGCGAGUCACUGUGUCCAUCGAGGGUCUGGGGCCCUAG